This is a messenger RNA of Lytechinus pictus (painted urchin), 6388 nucleotides long. RefSeq lists its product as uncharacterized. The record is from RefSeq and is a predicted model, not a curated record. The coding region runs from base 757 to 2346 and encodes 529 amino acids. Gene Ontology annotation, molecular function: protein binding. Lineage: Eukaryota; Metazoa; Echinodermata; Echinoidea; Temnopleuroida; Toxopneustidae. The transcript has 2 exons.
AGAUAAACAGGAAACCUCAGGACCUAUACUGCUCAUUAUUCUAUUGGAAUAGAUGAUUUUCCGCUUAUCUGCGAGUACAGUUUUUGAUUUUGCAAACUUUCGACAGAACCAGUAUUCAUGGUAUUUGGUUUGUAUACCGAAAAUUUGACGCUCUGUGACGAUUAGACAAAAGGAAGAACAACCUUCAUUAAACAUCAAAUAGCGCUCUGCAAAUAUUACUCUCAUUUGUUUUGACGAUUUUCGGAAAGGUGUCCAGAAAAGUGUUUGUAUUCAACAGUUGGCUAAUGGAUUUAUAUGUUGCUUUUAAACGCACGUACGCCAAUUUAAUCAUUGUUUGACUUCUUUUGUCUUUGGAUUAAUUGUACAUUAUCAUUCUCCACUCUCGCGAACAUCCCCUUUCUUUGACAGUUCGGUUGCAAAAGACUAUUUGCUCUGAACUUUAAGCACUCGGACUAUUCUUUCGCUUUCGUUCAGUCGUGAAAACAAGGUUUUUGGGUGUCAAAACAUUCCACUUAAUGUCGAUCUCUUUGCCAGCCAGCUGAAGGGCUCGCGGAUGACGAAAUAGCAGACAUUUUGUGCCUCCGAAGUCUUUCUGGUGUCGCGUUGCUAGGUCAUGUUUUUUCUAGUCACAUGAGUCAUACUGUAUAAAUCACCGAGCACAUUCACGGUGAAUGUAGUUGCAUUUAGGUCCACUUCUAUCCAAGCUCUUGAUAUUGCAGGCGUCAAAAUGGCCAUUCAGAUGAAAAACGUGAAACCAUGGCGUCUCUUCGAGACCAAGCCGUAUCUAACGGAGAUGGAAAGGCAAGAGCGCCCUCAGCUCGUGUUGUAAGCCGUCGUUCCAGGUCAGCCUCGGCGUCAGGUCGGACAAGGCAGUGUCAGAACAGACGAGGCGUGAGCUGUGAGAGGGACACAAGUCUCGACCGUGACGGUCGGUUAAACGGACAUUGCGGAGUUAGACUGGAUUUGAACUGCAUCCCGAUGUUGAAGUUUUCCCCUCCAAGAGCCUCGACGCCGAAAGGUAAGGGGCAGAGUCCUGUCUCACCGCCAGGCAAAAUGGCAGGCUCGUUGAACUCUCCCUUGAGCAUGUCUAGUGCGUCCUCUACGGUGAGCUCUAGCGGAAGCUCGACGUUGAUUGGAGCCCCUCGCGCCGCAGAUGUCAUGAGAAUACUCAAUGAUUUCCGCAAGGAUUGUUUACUGAACGAUCUGAUUUUGCAGUUCUCGACUGGUGAGAUUCACUGUCAUCGACUGGUCAUGGCUGCAAGUAGUCUCUACUUCCGUGGAAUGCUUUCGAGUGAAUCAGGACGAAUAUCGCGACGGGAGAUAAUCCAAAUGCAAGGUGUCGAUAUGAACAUCAUGCAGUACUUGGUGGACUUUGCCUAUACUGGAUCAAUAAGUGGCGUGAGUAGAGAUCGCGUCCGCAAACUGAAAGAACUUGCUUCCGUCUUCCGUUUCCCAGAGAUCGGUGAAGCCUGUCAUGUUUAUCUGGGACGCUCUUUGAGAGAGAACCGUAACCGAUCGAGGACCCCGACCAGGACACCUGGAAAACAGAUAUUUUAUCCUGGAAGUGGAAGGUCCAGUAGUGGAAGUGGAUUUAGUGGUAGCGAAACAUCUGAACUGUUUUCACCAAGUUCCUUGUUGGGGGCAUCGCCGUUGAUUGAGUCACCCCAGACUGCCCCGGUGUCACCAUUCCAAGAUCAUAUAGUGACCAGUCCUAAAGCUAACGGCGCCAGAGAACUGUUAGAAGGAAUUGCGAGCCUCAAUGAAGCACUGGGCCGAAAGCAUCCGGAUGCCGGUAUUCAAUUUUUACCCGAUCAUGUUACUUCGGUCAAUCGUCGAAUAUCAGCAAGCAGUAGCGAUUCCUCUAACGAUGCACCAAGCUCUGCUGCAUCAGAACUCUUUUCAUUUGAGGAUUCGUCUUUUGCUAUGAAGAUACUUCGAGAAUUUUAUAGGAUUCGAAAGGAGGGUCAGCUGAUAGACGUUGUCCUGCGAACAGCCACUCGCGAUUUCCCAUGCCAUCGGGUCAUUCUGCAAGUCCACAGCCCAUCACUUGGAGCAAUUUGCCAAAGAGAGCUCGAUGGCUCAAAGACAAUGGACGUCUUCAUCAAGAGAAUCAACCCUGAUACGCUGCAGAAGGUUCUGAACUAUUUCUACACCGGGAAGAUAGCCAUUUCACAGCGAGACGUCAAGUCGGUCUUCAAAGCAUCCAAAAGAUUCGGUCUUGAUGCUGUACGGGAAGCUUGCACAACCCUUGAUGAAAGUAUUGACAGGAGUAGCGUCCAAACAGAUGAUUCUGGAAUAUCAGCACCAAGCUCGCCGAACUGCACCUUAGAUUCACCCGGGAUCUGAAUAUACUACAUAACUGUAUUAUUGCUAAACAGGAUUAUGUAUGUGCAUUUUGGCUAUGCUAGUAUAUAAUGGAUGGAGUUUGGAGAAGAAGGGCAUCUUAUAAUUAUAGGAAAUGGCCCAUCCGAGCUGUGGCGUAUCUGGGUUCAGAUAGGGACUAGUGCCUCGGCGGCUCUUUUAUGGAGCUUGGUCACUUCGAUCUCUCGCUUGAAUAUUUUCCUUUCAGAAUCUUUAUUAUCAUUCGAAAAGCUUAAGCAUUUAUUAUCGUAGCUAAUGAAAAUAUGCCUUGAGUAUUUGUCGAACAUUUCGUUAAUUCUACUCCGAAUCUGAAAGCUAAGAAGACAGAAAACUUAUUAUUACAUCAGGUUUUUGAUCAUCGGUACCAUUAAAAGGUCUUUGCAUUUUUCGUAGCUUCAUGUGCAAAAUGUGCAAGAAAUGAUAGCGUUUUACCGAUUAAACUUUGAAUUUGUUUCCACCCUUGGUCACUUCGCCCCCCUUGGCCAUGUUGGCUAUAUGAUAAUAAUGUAUACUGGGAAUUGAGAGGGGCGCAAAUUUAGUGUUUGCCAGCUCACCAUAAUGCCUAGAUACGCCAUUUGCAACGAUCCAUGGUAAUACCAAGCUCCUAUCCCAGACGAUAGGACGGGGUUUGCGGCGGGGACGGGUUCUAAAACAUAUAAAUCUACUGUCAAAAGCCCUUCAUGACAAAGUAAUCUUUUUCGAAAAUCGGUGAAUUGACAAAAAAAAACAGUUUGGUCCUGGUGGGUGUUUCAUAAAGCUGCUCGUAAAGUUACGCACAACUUUACGAACGACAGGAACAUGUUCUUAUGUCCUAAAUGAAUGACAUAGGGAUGUAUCAUCUAGCACUAGAAGGGGUCUCCAGUGCCUAAAGUCAUUCGUAUCUUACGAACAGCUUUUAUUAUGAAACACCCACCAGGAUUUCGACGUAUUUGCAAUUACUCUUCAGCAGCUUAGAACUUUACACUGUUAAAAAUGAUUUAAACAACGCUGUUUACUUUGUAAAUCGCACAGUAGUUGUUUAAACAGUAUAAUCAAGUGUUUGAAAUCUUAAACAACCAUUAUUGAUAAUUAAAUAUUUGAAUUUAAACUUGUUUAAGAUUUAAAUACUUGUUUAAAAUGUUUAAACAACUUCUGUGCGAUUCUUAUAGUAAACAACGUUAAAUUAUUAUUAUUUUUUUAACAAGUGCACACCAAGUUAGCAAUAAUGCAUAUAGCAUUUACAUUUAUUUGAAAGCAGGAUAAAAGAUCAUUUUUGACAGUAUAUACGACGAUCUGUCCCGGUUCAUGCAGAGGAUCUUUCCGCUGUUCAUUAUGAUUUUGACGGGCAUUUUAAUAGAUUUUCCAUGUGUUACAACCUGUCCCCAUUGGGAUUGCGAAAACUCGCUAGUCAAUGGAAUGAACGCAAAUCAGAUUAUGUCAACCAAGCAAUGUCGCCAUGAACAUUCGAUGAAAAUCACACAACAGCGAACUGAGAAAAUGUAACAAUACGUGUCCAUUUGACUUCAUAUUGCUUUGUAAGGCUUACUAAAUUAAUACUCAACUCUUUUGUUAAUUGGCUAGACUGCCUAGACACAUGCAUGUAUCAACCAACAUUGGUUAAUAAAUAUUUGUUGAAUCUGUUAUGCAUCGAGCGUCUUUCUGACAAAAUUAUAAAGAUAUUUAUGGAUUUAUAUUAAUUAUUACAAAUGUAUCAAAAGGGCAUAAUGAAAAUAAUACAUUCGUCAUGUUAUUUACUUUAUGUAAGUGUAUGUGAAAAAGAAUAUAAUUAUGUUACUGAAAUAUUUGAUUUUAUAUAAAACAGUGAAAUGUAAUACUUGGAACUAGAAAUAACUAGCGGUUUCUCAUGAGUAAAAUAUGUUUAACGCCAUGAUGAGUCCGUUUUGCGUGUCUAAAUGCUAAUCUAAUUAUAAUUAUUCUCUAUGCAUUUUUUUCUGUUGAUUGUAAGAAAUAACUACCGCGGUUUCGUAGUUUUGCAAGUAAAACAUUUACAUAACGUAUAUCUAAAGCACGCAAGCCAAAGUGCUUGGUGACUUUGUCCGUAUGUAAUAAGCACGAUACAAAAAAACCCCGGGAUAUCAAAGCAGUAAUAAUGAAUUACAUAAAAUCUAUCAGUUAAGAACAACCUUUUUAGAAGCGUUCAAAAGAAUAUCUUGUAUUUUCGCAUUGUCACUUUCCUUGACGGUUUGAGAUGUUACACAAUAUCGGUUGCUCUAAUUUAUAUAUUUUUUUUAUUCUAUAGAAUUGUUUUUCUAUAGGAGUAAACGCAGUAAUGUUGUCAUAUUAAAAAAUAAAUAAAAUGAACGCCACCCCUGAAGUAAUUCGAUAUUAACUCAAGAAAGCGAUUGAGUCACUUGCAGAGGGACGAUAAAUGCAAAUUAAGAUCCACCCGUUUUUAAAGAACAAGUCCAUCCCAACAAAAAAAUGAUUUGAAUAAAAAGAGAAAAAUCCAACAAGCAUAACACUGAAAAUUUAAUCAAAAUCGGAUGUAAAAUAAGAAAGUUAUGACAUUUUAUAGGGGAAUCCAGCCUUGGCCAUAAAAUGAUGUGUUGGGACGGAGAAAAAUAAAUUAAACAGAAUGGUGAAAGUUUGAAAGAAAUCGGACAAGCAAUAAGAAAGUUAUAGCUGCUUUAAAAUUGAGAUCACUAAUACUAUGUAGAUUUCAAAUUGGCAACUGGGUAAGUAAAUUAUGACAAGGGGCAAGGACAACUUUCCCAUAGGCCAUGUACUUUAUUAUCAGGGAUUUGUGGUUUUCUCCUAAGUACCCAUUCCCCUGGGGCAGUAAUCUAAAUAUAACCCAGGUAGUAUAUUGUUUUAUGUCCUCAUGGAAGAAAAAUAUAAUUUGAAAUCAAACUUUUGGGGAAAAUGACAUUUUAGCCAUAAUAUGUAUUGGAGUACAUGGAAGAGUAGUCCUUGCCUUACAUCACUAUGACAUCACAUAUGCGGCCAAUUUGAAGUCUCCAUGGGUAUAGCGAUUACCAAUAUUUACAACUUUUAAAAAUUCAUAACUUUCUUCUUGUUUGUCCAAUAUUGUUCAAACUUUCACCUAUCAACUUGUCUGAUUUUUCUUUUCCUUACAAAAACAAGUUUUUAUAUGGGUUGGAUUCCCCUUUAAAGUUUCACUUAAUUCCACAAAACAGUUAUAUGCACAUCCUGGUGGGUAUGCAAAUGAGGAGACUGAUGACGUCAUCCACUCACUACUUCUUUUGUAAUCUAUUAUACAAAAUAUGAAAUAUUCUAAUUUUCUCCUCAUUGUCAAGUGAAACAGUGAUUAAUUCCUCCCUGAAGAUGUGGAAUUAGCAUGGUUUAAUACUAUAUGAUUCAGUCAAGUCGGUCCCUAUGGUCAAAUCUGUAAAAAAUGAAAUAUUGUAUAAUUCAAACAAUAAAAAACAAAAGAAAUAGUGAGUGAUGGACAUCAUCGACUGACUCAUUUGCAUGUCACAGAGUUGUGCAUAUCACUGUUUUGUGAAAUUUAAGCGAAAUUUUAAAUGCCAUAACUUUUUUAUUUUACAUCUGAUUUCGAUGAAAUUUUCAUUGUAAUGCUAGUUUGAUUUUUCUCUAUUUAUUAAAAAUCAAUAUUUUACUGGGGUGGACUUGACCUUUAACUAUUCCUUUGAAAAGAAUCCACACUCAUACGCAGUCAUGGUUUCUAAAAGAAGAAUGAUAUUGCAUAUAAUUGUCUUUUUUACAGAAUCGAUCAAUUUUAAGGGUUUUUUUAAUUUAUAAAAGGAAGGGGAAAGAGUUUCAAAGCAUGAUUAUUCAUUGUGAAAAUAUAUGUGCCAUUAAACGUUAAACCUCAGCAAACCAUGCAUUUCUCUUUGUAUAACAAGUGUAAUGCAUGAAAUCUGAUAUUGUUCAUUUAAAUUUAGUCUAGAUGGAGCUAGCGACUACAGUUAGUCGAAAAAAAAAAUUGACAAACGAAAUGAUCAAACAAAGCAAAUUUGAGCAAAAUAUUAUGUACAAGAAAAUUAAUAAAACUCAGGUGAGACCUUAAUCAACAUAGAUUAUGGUGCAUCAUCCUAUCUAAAUC